CGUCGCUGAAAACAUUCACCCGUUCACCACAUACACACACCACCAGGAACCCAUUUCACAAUAAACGGAUAAGGCGACAAACAAUUUGGAUCAACUCAGUGCACAACGUUUAUUUUCCCACAUCGCAAUGAAAUGAGGGGAGCAUGGGGGCCAAAGAGUCGAGGAUAGGAUUCCUGUCGUAUGACGAGGCCGUCAAGAGAGUCACUGAUGUGGAAUUGAAGCGGCUGAAAGAUGCCUUCAAGAGAACCAGCGGCCUCACCUAUUACAUGACCCAACAGUGCUUCUACAGGGAAGUGCUGGGAGAUGGAGUUCCACAUAAAGUUGCCGAGGUGAUCUACACCUCAUUUGGAGGCUCGCCUAAAGGGCUGCACUUCAACAAUCUGAUUGUGGGGCUGGUGCUUCUGACCAGAGGACGCGAUGAGGAGAAGGCCAAGUACCUCUUCAGCCUGUUUGCCAGCGAUCUGGGUGGAUAUGCUGCCAGGGAAGAUAUAGAAGCAGUUCUGCAGGUCCUGGAUGGAGAAAUCCCGACCUCCCUCAAGAAGUGCUUCAGUGAUAGUGACAAGGUGAACUAUGAACGCUUCAGGAACUGGCUCCUGCAGAACAAGGAGGCCUUCACUUUAUCCAGAUGGCUUCUGUCUGGAGGUGUGUGUGUCACGCUCACAGAUGACAGCGACACGCCCACCUUCUACCAGACCCUGGCUGGUGUCACACACUUGGAGGAAUCAGACAUUAUAGACUUGGAGAAGCGCUACUGGCUACUGAAAGCCCAGUCCAGAACCGGCCGCUUUGACUUGGAAACCUUUGUCCCACUGGUCUCUCCUCCCAUCCAUGCCUCACUGAGUGAAGGCUUGUUUCACGCAUUCGAUGAGAAUCGGGACAAUCACAUCGACUUUAAAGAGAUCUCUUGUGGACUUUCUGCGUGCUGUAGGGGGCCCAUUGCUGAAAGGCAGAAAUUUUGCUUCAAAGUGUUUGAUGUGGAUCGUGAUGGGGUUCUGUCUCGAGAUGAACUCCAUGAAAUGGUGGUGGCCUUGUUGGAGGUGUGGAAGGACAAUCGCACAGACACACUCUCUGAGCUGCACAGUAGCGUGUCAGACAUAGUAGAGGGCAUCCUGAGGAUGCAUGACACAACCAAGCUGGGUCACCUGACCCUGGAAGACUACCAGAUCUGGAGUGUGAAGAGUGCUUUGGCCAAUGAGUUCUUAAACCUCCUUUUCCAGGUCUGCCACAUAGUCCUGGGGCUCAGGCCCGGUAGUCCUGAGGAGGAAGGACAAAUCAUCAGGGGUUGGUUAGAGAGGGAGAGCAGACAUGGGCUGCAGCAAAGUCACAACUGGUUCCUCAUCUCCAUGCUGUGGUGGCAGCAGUGGAAGGACUACGUUAAAUAUGGCGAUCCCUGCUGUUGUCUCCCUGUCCAGGAGCAUAAGGGCAUCGUGGUGGAGCAGCCGUCCAUCCUGAGCUCAUUGCGAACUCCGAUGGCCACAGCCACUGUUGAGCCCAGCCCACCAGACAGACUGGGAGGACUGGGAACCUUCGGCCCAGUCAGCCCCACGGAGGAGAGGUCGCCUGAUGCUGUGUCCAGCGCCUCGGAAGCCACAGAGAGUGCAGCCCUGAGCCCACAGGUAGCUCCCUCUGCUACAGAGAGCUGUUUUGCCCGUCAGCCCAAUGUAUCGGACAACAACAAUCAGUGUUUUUCUGGAGCCAACGGCCAUCUCCCCUCCCAGCUGGCUGCACAAAGACCUGGAGCCAUCGACAACCAGUCUCUAGUCAAUACCGACCCCAUGAAGGCCCCUACGUUAACCAUGGAGGGUGGCAGGCUGAAGCGCUCCUUGCAGCUGGUGCCUGGUAGAGACUUUGAGACGGUGCCUGAGCCGGUGUGGCGGGCACUCUACCAUUGGUACGGUGCCAACCUCAGCCUGCCUCGACCGGUUAUCCUGGAGAGCAAGACAGGCCAAGCAGAGCUGGAGCUCUUCCCGCGCUACCUCCUCUUCCUCCGCCAGCAGCCGGCCACGCGCUCCCCCCAGUCCAACAUCUGGGUCAAUAUGGGUAUGACCAGCCUGCGAAUGUUCCCACCGUAUUUACCCCUACCAAGAGCAGGUAACGUGCCAUCCCCCAACGCUCCUCUGAAGAGGAUGUUGGCCUACACAGGUUGCUUCAGCCGCAUGUCCACCAUCAAGGACAUCCACCUCUACCUGUCCCAGAGACUCCGCAUCAAGGAGGAGGACAUGAGACUCUGGCUCUACAACAGUGAGAACUACCUCACCCUCCUGGACGAUGAAGAUCACACACUGGAAAGCCUGAAGAUCUAUGAUGAGCAGCAGCUAGUUAUUGAAGUCAGGAACAAAGACAUGAGCUGGCCUGAGGAAAUGUCUUUCAUUGCCAACAGUAGUAAGAUGGACAGACACAAAGUUCCCACAGAGAAAGGAGCCACUGGCCUCAGUAACCUUGGCAACACCUGCUUCAUGAACUCCAGUAUCCAGUGUGUGAGCAACACCAAGCCUCUCACAGACUACUUCAUCUCAGGAAGACACCUCUAUGAGCUUAACAGAACCAACCCCAUCGGGAUGCGAGGUCACAUGGCCAAGUGUUAUGGUGACCUGGUGAUGGAGCUAUGGAGCGGGACACAGAAGAACGUGGCUCCACUCAAACUCAGGUGGACAAUAGCAAAGUAUGCCCCACGCUUUAAUGGCUUCCAGCAGCAGGACUCCCAGGAGCUGCUAGCCUUCCUACUGGAUGGUCUCCAUGAAGAUCUCAACAGAGUCCAUGAGAAACCCUACGUGGAGCUGAAGGACAGCGAUGGCCGGCCUGACUGGGAGGUGGCCUCUGAGGCAUGGGAGAACCACCUGCGUAGGAACCGCUCCAUCGUGGUGGAUCUGUUUCACGGUCAGCUCAAGUCCCAGGUGAAGUGUAAGACCUGCGGACACAUCAGCGCUCGCUUUGACCCCUUCAACUUCCUGUCUCUGCCCCUGCCCAUGGACAGCUCCAUGCAUCUGGAGAUCACUGUCAUUAAACUGGAUGGCUCCACACCUGUGCGCUACGGCCUGCGGUUGAAUAUGGAUGAAAAGUACACAGGGCUGAAGAAACAGCUGAGUGAACUGUGCAGUCUGAAGCCUGAGCAGAUCCUCCUGGCUGAAGUCCAUACCUCCAACAUCAAGAACUUUCCUCAGGACAACCACAAGGUCCGUCUGUCUGUUAACGGCUUCCUGUGUGCAUUUGAGAUCCCGGUGCCAGGUUCACCAACGUCACUGAGCUCACCCACACUGACUGACAUCACCCCAAUAGCCAACGGCUCGGCUGCCAAUGGGGACCUGGGCAAUAAGACCGUCCUCAUCCCCAACGGUGGGCCCAGCACCAUGCUGUCUUGUAACCCGGAUUCGCCCCUGGACAACGGGGUCGCCAACGGACACAUCACACCGGUGCAGGAGAGUCCCUUCAUUGGCUACAUCAUCGCCAUGCACAGAAAGAUGAUGCGUAUGGAGCUGUACUUCCUGUCCUCUCAGAAGAACCGGCCCAGUCUGUUCGGCAUGCCGCUCAUAGUUCCCUGCACUGUCCACACCAGUAAGAAGGAUCUGUAUGAUGCCGUUUGGAUCCAAGUGUCCCGACUGGCCAGCCCACUGCCUCCACAGGAAGCCAGCAACCACGCCCAGGACUGUGAUGACAGUAUGGGCUACCAGUACCCCUUUACUUUACGGGUUGUGGGUAAGGAUGGCAACUCCUGUGCCUGGUGUCCUUGGUACAGGUUCUGCCGAGGCUGUACAAUAGAGUGUACAGAGGACAGAGCCUCUGUGGGAAAUGCUUAUAUAGCUGUGGACUGGGACCCCACUGCCCUGCAUCUCCGCUACCAGACCUCCCAGGAGAGGAUUGUGGAAGAGCACUGCAGUGUGCAGCAGUCCCGUCGGGCCCAGGCUGAGCCCAUCAGCUUGGACAGCUGUCUGAAGGCCUUCACCAGCGAGGAAGAGCUGGGUGAGGACGAGCUCUACUACUGCUCCAAGUGCAAGACUCACCGGCUGGCCACUAAGAAGCUGGACCUCUGGAGGCUGCCGCCCAUGCUGAUUGUGCACCUGAAGCGCUUCCAGUUUGUAAAUGGUCGUUGGAUCAAAUCCCAGAAGAUUGUCAAGUUCCCGAGGGAGAGUUUUGACCCCAGCGCCUUCCUGGCUCCCAGAGACCUGGAGCAGCACUGCCUUCCGUAUCGCAGUAAGAGCGAGGAUCUGCUGAGGGUCGGAGAGGACAACCUGUCCUCCAUCUCUGCCCCCGCUGGCUUCUGCAACCUCCCCAAAGCCUCCCCUGCCUCUAGCAGGAAGUCAGCGCCUUCUCUCAGCCGGACCAGCAGCCCUUCUGGCAGCCCAAAGACCGGCAGCGUAGGCCGCAGGCCAGGCCGGCUACGCCUGCCCCAGCUGGGCAGCAGACACCGCCUCUCUAACAGCAAGGAGAACCUGGAUGGAGCUGCUAAUCCUGAGGCUGAGCCUCGGGACGGUGCGCCACAGCCAGACACAGAGGGGAGCACAGCAGAGGCAGAAGAACCAAGCCUUCCUGGAUCAGGAGAAGUGAUCGCGUCAGAGGCAUCGUGCGGUAGUGAGGUGUCCAGCAGCCUCUGUGACGUGGUCCUGGUGAACGGUGACAGCAACGGGCUGAGCUCGGACUGCAGCACAGAGAGCAGCGUGGACCCUGACAACUCGCUGCUCCAGCACAGUGACAACAUGUGUCUGGACGCCGUCUACAACCUCUAUGCAAUAUCAUGUCAUUCAGGAAUCAUGGGAGGAGGCCACUAUGUGACGUAUGCCAAAAACCCCAAUGAGAAAUGGUACUGCUAUAAUGACAGCAGCUGUAAGGAAGUGCACUCUGAGGAGAUCGACGCUGACUCGGCGUACAUCCUCUUCUACGAGCAGCAAGGAGUCAACUACUCCCAGUUUCUGCCAAAGAUCGAUGGCAAGAAGAUGGCCGACACCAGUAGCAUGGAUGAAGACUUUGAGUCCGACUACAAGAAAUACUGUGUCCUCCAGUGAUCGCACCUCCGCUUCCAUCAGCCAGCACUACACCCGCUCUCUGCUCCUGCCUAGCUGCUCUGAGCAGGAAGCACCAGACGUUCAGAUCGUUUGGAAGAAUUCUGACAAACUGCUAAUGACUAGAGUCGGACUGUGGUCUCUGUCUUUAGGGAUGCGUCGCAGCACUUUCUACACUUGAUCACAAACAUAUUUUAGACAACAAUGAAGCCCUGGAAAAAGCACUGAACUGGUGCACUUUGCUGAGCCUGACAAAACAAAGCCCCCCCACCCCCACCUC
Molecule: messenger RNA, 5274 nt
Organism: Perca flavescens (yellow perch)
Lineage: Eukaryota; Metazoa; Chordata; Actinopteri; Perciformes; Percidae
Gene: usp32
Product: ubiquitin specific peptidase 32
Exons: 34
Coding region: 144-4997 (1617 amino acids)
Biological process (GO): protein deubiquitination
Cellular component (GO): Golgi apparatus
Molecular function (GO): cysteine-type deubiquitinase activity; calcium ion binding
Source: RefSeq, a predicted model, not a curated record